AUGCCGAUCUGGGGUCUUAAGACUGUUGCUCAAGUCAUCGCUACUGGCUUUGAAGGUCCUCAGCACUGCGAUGAGCCAUGGAACUACACGUUCGCACCUGGCCAGCAGGUGUUGGUUCACAUCCGUGGCGAGGGCCGGAAUUCCGUUUGGCUCCCAGCCCGUGUCAUCAAGCCUACACGAUUCAAGCAAUACCCCACCACGACUCUGCAGUACUGGAGGGUCGAAUAUCUUGACAAUGGCGUUCGCCGAGCGGGCGAAUUUUCUCCGCAGGACGGAGACGUAAAGCCCGAUUGUCCAUACGUCCGCGAACUCAUCGCCGAGGAGCUAAUGUGGCCAAUCGAUGACCCAUCCCGCUCCAUCCCGUCCAUGCCUGUUUCGGCUGGUCGCAGCCGUGUUGCAUGUUAA
Messenger RNA from Fomitiporia mediterranea MF3/22, 405 nucleotides. RefSeq lists its product as uncharacterized. The transcript is spliced from 3 exons. The coding region runs from base 1 to 405 and encodes 134 amino acids. NCBI's taxonomy places the organism in Eukaryota, Fungi, Basidiomycota, Agaricomycetes, Hymenochaetales, Hymenochaetaceae. The record is from RefSeq and is a predicted model, not a curated record.